This is a messenger RNA of Frieseomelitta varia, 3298 nucleotides long. Its product is annotated as probable inactive tRNA-specific adenosine deaminase-like protein 3. The coding region runs from base 118 to 1362 and encodes 414 amino acids. NCBI's taxonomy places the organism in Eukaryota, Metazoa, Arthropoda, Insecta, Hymenoptera, Apidae. Gene Ontology annotation, cellular component: nucleus; cytoplasm. Gene Ontology annotation, biological process: tRNA wobble adenosine to inosine editing. The record is from RefSeq and is a predicted model, not a curated record. The transcript is spliced from 2 exons. Gene Ontology annotation, molecular function: tRNA-specific adenosine-34 deaminase activity.
UUCGAGCGUCGAGCGUCGAAAGGUGUGGCUGACAGGGAUGUACUCAUUUACUGUCGGGUGAAAGAACCAGGCCGAAAACAGUUGUUCGAACGUGUUACUCUCACAGCAGCAGGAAAAAUGGCGAUCACCUCGCCGAAGGAUGCCAAGGAGAGCAAGAUGGAAACCGCGACAAGAAGUUGGAUAGCGAAACCAAUUUUGAGCUCCGAAUUCGUUGAUGAUCCGCCUCUCGAAGAUGUCUACGUGGGUUUAAUUGAGAAGAGAAAGGACAUCUCGAUUGCAAUUCAGAGGAUCUCUUCCAUUCUGCCAGGUUUCCAUCACCUGAAACGCUGUUUCUCCGAGAAGUUACUCUUGGCUCCGGUGAACUGUACAGAAUUAUUAACAGAAACGGAACACUCGUCCAUGGAACGAAGUUUGACUGAAGAUGAGCUUAAAAUGGUAUUAAGGGAAAGGGGAUUUGACUUAUCCUUGUUGAAAGACGACUUUCAGAUGAUAAAGGUGCCGGCGAGAGCAGCCAAAACGAAGGCACAAGCGGCGCGGCUCUCCAAUAUUUGGCCUCUGAACUUUCACCCAGACGUCAACGUUGAACGUCUAAUCGACGGAUCGGUUUUCACAGAAUACCAAUUGGGUCUGAUAGAGAGGUACAUGAACGUAGCUGUGCAAGCAGCCAGAUUAGGAGCUGUCGGCAAUGCGAACUGCAAUGGUAGCGCGGUGAUUGUUGACCCGGAGGAUGGAAGAAUCCUUGUGAUCGCUGCCUCGAAAAUCGACCAGCAUCCGAUGUGGCACGCAGCUAUGCUGGCUGUGGAUCUUGUUGCUAAACUUCAGGGCGGAGGUGCUUGGGAAUUUGAAGAAAAAUCGAAACAGAAAGAUACUGUCACGUCGGAAACAUCUAAAUCUAUUGAUCAGAGAGAAAUAGUAAAUCGUCUAACUAAAGAAACGAGUAUCAAGAGGAAAUGUACAGAGGAUGCUCCACUUUGUUAUCCAACAAGCUUGUCGAGAAUUAGUCUUCCAAAGGAAGAAUCUUUGGAGUGCAUUGUCGUUCGACGAGGACGAAGGAAUAACGGUUCAACGAAAUCCGAGAAGAUUGCAGCAACAAACGCUGAAAAAUGUGGUCCUUAUUUAUGCACAGGAUACUGGACCUUUUUGUUAAGAGAACCGUGUCCUCUUUGCGCCAUGGCACUGUUGCACUCCAGAGUUUUGAGAAUAUUUUACGGCAUUCCGAAUGAAAAUACAGGUGUGUUAGGGUCCAAGACGGUGUUGCACGCAGUGCCAGGGUUGAAUCAUCGAUAUCAAGUUUGGAGCGGCGUUUUGGAGCAAGAAUGUCGUCAAGCGUUGCAAGACAUCGAGCAUAGAAAUACGAAUUGAUUCGCACGGUUGUCACAUUUCUAACGAUUAAUUGUAAUUCUUUAACGACAAACGAUUUGUGGAACAAUGUUAAAGAUCGCAAGGAAAAUUGUCGCUUACAAGCAUUUCAUUCGUUAGAUUAAAUCAAUUAAAAAUCGUCGGAGCAAAUUCUGUACGCGUUUCAGUGCAAUUGCAGCAAGUGCGAGUACGAUUUUCGUAACCUUUGAGAAUGAUACCGACGAAAGAACUGUCCUUGGCAUUGUCGUGAAGUAAGUUAGCCGAGUCGUGAUGCUAUAACAUCAAUGUAACAACCGGUUUAUAAUUUCAAUCAAAAGCAGACGACGCAAAAGAUCUUACACGUGGUUUAGACGUGCGUUCAUCCAUUAUGAGGCAGAUAUAUGUACGACCUUGGUGUCUUAGUAUAAUUUGCAGGAACAGAAAUAUCUAUUCGUGGUUGUUGUUUCUUCGUCUACACGACGAGUUAGGCACUUGUGUCUAUUAUAUUAUACAAUUGUUAAUCUUAAUCUUGAACAAUCGUAAAAAUUCAUCUUUUCCGAUACUUUCUCAUUGUUGGGAUUAAUCCUGAUUAAACGUCACAAGAUUGAAGUAUAAAACACAAACUUUCAUUUAUAUAUAUUUUGCGAAAAUCAUUCAAAUCUUUGAAAAUGUUUCUAUAAAAAAUAUACAUAUAUAUAAAUUGAUCGUUUUUCGAUCAUUUUGCUAGUUCUAAUGUUAAACGAUGAGAAAAUGGCUUGGGCUUUCAAAGAUCGUUCAAUUGACAAGUUCAAUAUUUAAAAGUGACAAUCACUCGGGGGGGAACUCCGAGUUUAUUAUGAUUAAAGCGAUUCUUUCGAAGCGUUACGUCAGGCUUUAAAAAAAGAAAAUCCUCCGCGUCUUCGUGGAACGAUUCGAAACUUCAGACAGAAAUUAUUAUUAAGAUGAAUUACCUCUAGUUGCCACGAGUGAUCCUAGGAAGACGUCAAAAAUAAUUCCCUCGUCGACGCAAGUCUAUUAUUUCAUAUAGAGCAAACUGUUGUCCGACGAACGAAUAAUCUUCGGUUGGAAGAUCGAGAUAUGUACUUCGCGAUAGCGUGAGGCAAGGCCGCGUGAAGUAAUUCGCCGUCGGUGGUCGUUGAUCUCGUCGAAUCAGUGGAAACGUCGCUAUCGGAGUUUCCUACGAGGAGUUCCUUUCCGCAGUCGUGCGGAUCACUCGGACGUCGCGUGCAAGUGUCGUUGAUACGACGAAUACGCUGCUUGUUCUGCGGAGCUUUCCUGUACAAGACACGCACGGUUUAAUUUGUAUGGAACCGAGUAGCGCGUAUAACAAUGACCUCGCGGAUUAACUUCAAUCAGCGAAACUUCAGACGUCUAACCCCGUUGAGCUGGCCGGCUUUGCUGAACGGAUGUACGUGCAAAGAUGCGGAGAACAGCGCUGGAACACGCUUAGGAGAAAAUGAUGGUACAUGGAAUUAGGAAGCAUGACGACUUAUUUGUCAGCCGAGCUGCAGUAUGAUUGGCGAUCCAACGUGACUUGAAAGAAUUCGGCAAUUGGAAAAUUUUUAAAAAAUUGGCGAUUUUGCACACGUGUUGACAAAGAAAUCUUGACAUUUUAUACUAUGAAUUAUUGAUAGACUACUAUUUCAUCCAAUUUUAUGAGAUGAAAUAUUGAAUUAUUGAAUUACUCGAAUUGUUGGAUCAUUGUAAAACUGGAUGAGAGCGGAAUUUUCUAUAAACGCAUCGACUGUGCGUCAGAGAUCUUUAACUGGACGAAAUUCCUGUUCCUCGCUUUCAAAUGUUGCAGUUGCGUCAGGCUCGCGACCUCAAUCACAAUUAUGCAAAGUUUUAAAUUCUUUUGAAUUUUUUAGUUGCCGAAACUGCAAGAUUUCGUUGUUAAAAUCGGUUAUUAAUUUUCUGUUGUCUUUUUUUUCUUUUUUAUUAAUAAAUGGUAUAUAUUCUA